Solea senegalensis (Senegalese sole) is the source of this 1333-nucleotide messenger RNA. Its product is annotated as integumentary mucin C.1-like. The transcript has 6 exons. Bases 320 to 1333 code for a protein of 337 amino acids. NCBI's taxonomy places the organism in Eukaryota, Metazoa, Chordata, Actinopteri, Pleuronectiformes, Soleidae. The record is from RefSeq and is a predicted model, not a curated record.
AUGAAUAGAAUUUGGAAACACUUCACAAUUUAAAGUUCACUUGUCUGGUUUUCAUGAGACGUGACUAUGGGGUGUGUUUAAAAGAGUGAUGCUACCAAGGAAUGUUUUUGUUGGGAAGCUCUUCAUGCCAAAUUGCAAAGAAGAAUAUACCCCAAAACAAUGCAUCCAUUGAUGCCCGUGACUGUAAAACCUGGCAAAACUGGUUGUGCCUCAUAGUUUUCGCAUAUUGCAAAUGUGCUCAAAAUAAAGAAAAAAAUCCUACUCCUUCUGUGGUGAAUAAAAAGGCGCUGCUAAUGUUGAAGUUACUGCACUGGGGAAGAUGGCAUCUCUCAUGCUGCUGCUGCUGCACUUGCUGCUCAUAGUCUCAACUGCAUCUGCAUGGUAUAGCGCUACCUACAGAUUCUAUGGAGGCUCUGUGAUAUUCAGCCCACAUGGAAGAAAUUCUGAUGGGACUUAUGUGGUGGAAGUCCGCAACAAGCAAACCUCAUACUACUGCAACCAGAAUGGCUACACUUGCUCCUCUGGUAACUGUGGGACACAGACCCAUAUUUCCCAUGGUCAAGUUUCCAGAAAUUCCUACGGGUUCAACUGGUGCGAGUACGAGGUGGUGACAACCAGAAAACUCACCAGCAACCAACCCUUCCAGAUUAGAUACCCCACAUACUACAGUCGGCGUGGCAAUGGAUACUGGAUAUCAAAUGUAAGAAGCUCACUGGUGGCCUGGAGAAUGACAGCAAAUGUGGACCUGGGAACCCGAUCUGACACUGGUGAAUCCAACAAAUCUCCCAUCACUGCCAUGCUGCCCGCUCUCAGAGUUACUCGAAACUGCCCGCGAUGGUUCAACAUUACACUGUUUGACCCUGAUGGUGACCGGGUCCGAUGCCGUGUACCAACAAGUCGAGCCUCGUAUGAGUGUUCCUUGUGUGGCCUGACCAGUAGUUUCUCUUUAGAUCAGAAAUCAUGCUCCAUAAAAUAUAAUGGUGGAACUUCAAUUGGAAUCCAUCCAGUUGAGCUGCAGGUGGAGGAUUUUCCCAACACACACAUUACCCUUUCAUACACUGAUGGAUCCUACACAACCAAGCGCCCCCUUUCAGUGGUCAGGCGUAAGCGUGCAGUCACCACCAUCACACCUGCUACAACCAGCACCACGCCUGCUACAACCACCACCACACCUGCAACAACCACCACAUGGUGGUGGUGGGUGUGGGCAACCACCACCGCACCUGCUACAACCACCACCACGCUGCUACAACCACCACCACUACAACCACCACCACCUGCUACAACCACCACAUGGUGGUGUGGAUGGGCACUAUGCCUCCUCUUGCCUUGA